ACGUACGGUCAGGGUUUUUGGUCUCAUCACAGAGAUGAAGGGUGCUUCAGCUGCGAGGAACCUAAUUUACAAAGUUUUGGGCACUCCCAUUAAUCCGAGAAGAGAUUUCCUAAAGACAACCUUCAAGUGUCUCCUGCUUCUCAGUCUGCUGACCAUUCCAAUCAGCUUGUUGUUGAACAAACACACUGCCCUAUUUUCAUCCAUCCUAUCGAGAUAUCAGAUGUACAAGAGAUCUGCUGAUGGACCUGCCAAGUUUCAAAAGGCCCUCCCUCGGAAUGACCCAUUGCGCCUCUCCAUGAUUUAUCCGGGGAACUACCAUUUUAUCCUGGACGACACCGAGCUGUGUAGGUCCAUCCAUCCGUACCUGGUUCUGAUUGUUCCCGUGGCCCCCGGCAACUGGAUAGCCCGGGACGCCAUCCGUAGGACAUGGGGCAACGAGACUCUCAUCCAAGGGGAGCUCAUCCAGACCGUCUUCCUCCUGGGCGUACCUAAAAAUAGUAGCAACAUCAAAGUCCUGCAGCGGAAGGUACGCACGGAGAACCGGCUGUACCACGACCUGAUCCAGAGCGACUUCAUAGACAGCUACCACAAUCUGACCAUCAAGACCAUGGUGAUGAUGGACUGGCUGGCCUCUCGGUGCCCUAAGGUACCCUACGCCAUGAAGAUCGACUCAGACAUGUUCCUGAAUGUGGAGAACCUUGUGAGCAUGUUAAAGACCCCCGGCACCCCUACCACGAUAUACAUGACCGGCAGGCUCAAGUAUGAAAGUCCUGUUGUUCGCGAAAAGAACAGCCAGUGGUACGUGUCUGAGGAUAGCUACCGUGAGAACAAGUUUCCAACCCACCUCGUGGGCAUGGGCUACGUCUUCUCCCUUGAUAUGCCCAGAAGGCUUAUGGAGAUCUCUAAAAGGGUCACUCCCUUUUACGUGGAAGAUGCCUAUAUUGGGGUGUGCAUGAAAACAUUAGGAAUCGACUUCACUCCGCCCCCAGAACGCUUUCACUUCAGACUCUACAUGUAUGAAUUCGAUUAUUGUCAUUUGGCCAAAUCCAUCUGUGCCAUCCUCCAAACUCCAGAUCAACUGAUAAACUACUGGACAUCAUUAAAGGGGCCUGGCCCGGCCUGUUAGGACAUGAGCAUCUACACGGCCGUUUAGUGGAUAAGUUAAACAGACGUAAAACUUGACUUAUAAUACCUUACAAACAACAAUAAAUAAAUUCUUCACAAUUAAUAAUCACUUAGUUAAUGCUGACUAUUAUUAUUUUGAUUAAACUCAUGACUUUCCCGGAUGUAUUGGCUGUCUUAUAUUUUAAAAAGUAUAUUUGUAUGUCAAACAUUAUUUUGUAUAUAUUUUGUAAAUAUAAUAAUAAUAAUAAUAAUACAUUUUAUUUCAGCGUGCCUUUCAUAGCACUCAAGGUCACCUUACAGGGCAGUGUUUAAAAAAAAAAAAUCAACACAGGAACUAUGUAACUUUUAAAUCAGGAGAUGAGGGAGCUGUGCUAUGUAAUCUGCAAAAUCUAUCUUUCAACGGCUCCUUAACAUUGGGUCAGCCUUGGUUGACGUAGCAUGUGAGAAAUAAAGCCAAUGACCCUUGCAGUCCAGGCAUUGGGAGCAUAGAUAUAUUGAUGUUGCGGUAUUGAUGUCUUCCAUAGAUUUCAUGUGACCAUUAUGAACCAUCCUGCCCUACAAAAGCGAACCGUGGUAUAAGCUUCAACAGCGAGACUGAGAAAACUGGUCUUAACGUUUUUUGACCGUACAACAAAUAGUGUUAUGAGUUUUAUGAUCAAUGGUACAAUGACGAAUUUGAUCCCUGCAUAUUUUCUUAUUUUUUUGACAGAUGACCCCCAACAAUCUGAUUUUGCGUUAUGUCUUCGUAUGACUAUUAAUGUCUGUUUAAGCAAUACCAGUAAAAGAGCAAAGUAUCGUAA
Molecule: messenger RNA, 1925 nt
Organism: Gadus morhua (Atlantic cod)
Lineage: Eukaryota; Metazoa; Chordata; Actinopteri; Gadiformes; Gadidae
Product: beta-1,3-galactosyltransferase 2-like
Exons: 2
Coding region: 35-1126 (363 amino acids)
Biological process (GO): protein O-linked glycosylation
Cellular component (GO): Golgi membrane
Molecular function (GO): N-acetyl-beta-D-glucosaminide beta-(1,3)-galactosyltransferase activity
Source: RefSeq, a predicted model, not a curated record